AACCCUUGUUUGUUUACAAAAAAAAAAGUAAAAAGGGAGGCCAAAAAUAUAGAGGGAGGAAAUACCAACACAUGCUUGAAACUGAAUUUUGGUGGUUGGGCAGGUAACUAAAGGGAAGAGAAAAAAGUGGGACAGUGUACUCAACCCUCUUCCAGACUCUUGGACUGUUGUGUCUUCUAGGUGUCAGCUGCUUCUGUAUCUGUACUGGACAAACUUUUGAGGUCCAUGAAGACUUUUGGCAUGCAUUGAAACAAGGGCUUUCAUCAGAAGAUCUAGGAGUGCAGUCCCACAAGUUUGGCAGCUGUGAGAGUAAUCAGAAGGGCAUGGUUUUGUACCUGACCCAGAUCAGAGGAGGAAUGUAAACCCUAUCCCAAAGCUCAUUGGUAUGGGACUCUCUACUCAUUGGUGGAAAUGAAAGCCCUAACCUCCAUGAGGGGCAAGGUGGAAUUGCCAAGAACUGGAGAGCAGGAAAGUUUCAGUUUUCUUCAGUCUUCAUUGGAACUCUUCAAAUUCCAAGUUGUAUAAGGUGCUUCUGCCUUCCAGCUUCAAGAAGGAAGAUGGAGGAGACCAAUUCUACUUCAGAUUGCUAAAAGAAGACUCUGGGGUGAUGUGAGAGAAGGUGUCAGUCUCCAUUAUGUCCCUAUCUUCAGCUUGUUACACUAAAGAUUUCAGGAAAUUUCCCAUUGGAACUAGGUCUGCUCUUCAGGAUUGAUGCAUCCUUAACCACGGUCCUAAAGUAGAAGUGGAUCUGGAAUUUUGAAUCUUAGAAACAUCUGAAAUACAAGUAUUUCCUGUUAUUCCUGAAGUUCUAACUGAAAACUCUCAGGAAGUGAAUGGGGAAAAAGAAAAGGCUUUUACCAAAAGUUGAGGUCCUGUCUCGUGCAAGAGACUUUAAUCCAAAAGUCCAGUCAAAGUCACCAUCUUCCCAUCAUCAGAUUUCAUCAUUAUUGAAAGAUCAUCACUGGUCCAGAGUUGAGCAGAUGCCCCACUUUAAUCAAGCCAGAAUCCCAUCCUGUCUAGAUCAAAGAAGCACAUUUGCACCAUCACAAUCCAGGAAAACAACUAGGCAGCUACCUGGCCUUAACAACCAGAAAAUGACUAUGCUAAUAACCUAUCCUGACAGUCUUAAGGUGUCUAAAGUAUUCAUACCUCAGAAGCGCCAUUUGCCCACAAUAUACCAUGAGCAUGAGGCUAAGGGAAUCCCUUUGUCUUUGCCAUCCUUAGAACAAAGUGGAGCACCUUUACUCAGUCUUAACCAUGGGGAUCAGAGCCAAAACCAUGGGGAUUCCUGGACAAAAAAGUCUUUUGAGACUAACAAGUUUCCUAAGGUUGAACAGGACCAGUCAUACUUCAACCUAUAUCCCACACCCACACCCACACCAAUUAAUGAAAACUGGUUUGAAGCUCCAUUUGAUCCUUACUCCCAGGUUAAUGAACCAUUAAUAUGCCAUGGUCACCAGGAUGAAGCUUUGCUGAGUCACAAACUCCAAGUGUGGGAUAUACUCAACCUGAACCACUCAAACAAGGCCACAUUAACACCAUUGCCAUGUCUUGACUAUGGGGAUAAGGUUAAAUCUGUGACAACCUCAGACCUGAACCAACAGGUCAAGACUUCAGAUUUGAACUCAUCAUAUUCUCAGCUCUACUCCAAAACCAUUGCUGUGCUUUCAUCGCAAACCAAUCUCUAUGGCAAAACCACAGAGCCAUGUUCACGAUGCUCUUUCCGCCUCAAUUCUUCUCCAGAAAAAGAGUCAGCGUUGCAUGGUCAUCAGGUCCCCAACACUUUCCCAGGAAAAAAGAGAUACCGUCACUAGACCUUGAAGUCCAGAUCAAAGCCACAGAUCAUUCCCCAUGCCAUGGCCAUUGUGGUAAGCCUCCUUUCAUGUCUUGUUCACAUGAUAAAACUUCCACUAAGACCUGAUAAGUGGAAGGAUGUGUUUGGACCAUUAUCAUCAUCUCACCUCCAUGAUGUACCUUCACCAGACACCAACCAAUAGGAUGAGGCUGAGGUUUCUCCAGAUCUCAAGCAUCAUAUUAUGGCAGAGGGCACAUCUCAACUGGUAGUUUCACCGAGAUCAAGCCAACCGUUGUUAAGACGGCCACAUUGACCAAUUUUCAACCCAUAAACAUUUAUUAAACUAUUUGUUGGGCAUUAUGCUGAGUACUGGGGAUACAAAGGGAGAUAAAAAAAAUUAGUCCCCUCAGAGAUGUCACAAUCUAAUAGGGGAUGCAAGAAGCAAAGUAAAUGUUAC
Sarcophilus harrisii (Tasmanian devil) is the source of this 2252-nucleotide messenger RNA. RefSeq lists its product as uncharacterized. Lineage: Eukaryota; Metazoa; Chordata; Mammalia; Dasyuromorphia; Dasyuridae. The transcript has 5 exons. The coding region runs from base 834 to 1814 and encodes 326 amino acids. The record is from RefSeq and is a predicted model, not a curated record.